AUAAUGAAUGUUUGGACUUUAAAGCCACGUCAAAGUUGGAAGCCUUGUAUUCACCAGACUGCUUCUCAUGCAGAGUUGCCCAAGUCAAAUGGUUUCCUCAUAAUUGAAGCAAAUGGUGGAUUGAACCAACAAAGAUUGUCGAUAUGUGAUGCAGUGGCGGUAGCAGGAUUGUUAAAUGCCACUCUUGUUAUUCCAAUGUUUCAUUUCAAUAGUGUUUGGCGAGAUUCUAGCAAGUUUGGAGACAUAUUUGAUGAGGAUUUCUUCAUAUACGCCCUAAGAAAUCGUGUAGAGAUUGUUAGAGAGCUUCCAGAAGCUGUACUUCAGCAUUUUGAUCAUAAUAUAAGCAAUAUUGUCAAUCUGAGGUUAAAAGCAUGGUCAAGUCCAACCUACUAUCUGCAGAAGGUUGUACCAAAGAUAGUUGAGUUGGGGGCCGUUCGGGUAGCACCUUUCUCUAACAGAUUGGCCCAUGCAGUUCCUCCAAAUAUCCAAGGACUUCGAUGCUUGUCAAAUUUUGAAGCACUUAGGUUUUCAGAAUCAAUACGUAUGCUAGCUGCAAAAAUGGUUGAUAGGAUGGUUAAAAAUAGCUCGAAAAGCGGGGGGAAGUAUAUUUCAGUCCAUCUGCGAUUUGAAGAGGAUAUGGUUGCAUUUUCAUGUUGUGUAUAUGAUGGUGGCGAGGAAGAAAAGAGAGAGAUGGAUAUUGCGCGUGAAAGAAGCUGGCGAGGAAAAUUUCGUAGAAGGGGGAGAAUAAUAAGGCCUGGCGCAAAUAGGCGGGAUGGGAAGUGUCCUUUAACUCCACUUGAGGUGGGGAUGAUGCUUCAUGGAAUGGGCUUUGACAAUAACACCUUCAUAUAUGUUGCAGCUGGAAAAAUCUAUCAAGCUGAAAAGUAUAUGGCCCCACUUAAACAAAUGUUUCCUCAUCUAGAGACAAAGGAUACACUAGCCUCUCCUGAAGAACUAGCUCCUUUCAAGGGGCAUUCAUCUAGGUUGGCUGCUCUAGAUUAUACGGUUUGCCUGCACAGUGAAGUGUUUGUCUCAACUCAGGGUGGUAACUUUCCACAUUUCUUGGUUGGUCAUAGACGAUAUCUCUAUGAAGGACAUGCUAAGACAAUUAAACCGGACAAAAGAAAGUUAGCUUUAUUGUUUGAUAACCCCAACAUCAGAUGGAAAGACUUUAAACGGCAGUUGCAAGAUAUGCUCAGACAUAGUGAUGUGAAGGGGGUUGAAACUAGAAAGCCCAGUGGCUCGCUGUAUACAUACCCAAUGCCAGAUUGCAUGUGUAAACAUGCAGAUGGUAGAAAUGACAACGGUAACACAACAGGAUUAUCAUAAUUUUUUACUAUUUUAUGUAACCUAGGUUUUCAGAAAUUGCUAUACCUGUAGAUUGUAAUAGCUUUCUACUAAGUUCUGCGAAACUGUAAUCAUUCUUUUACCAGUUGCCUUGUAGCUGUUAUAAUUUUGAGGUCUGGACUCAAUAUAGGUUCAUAUACGGUGCUCCAAAAGUAUACCCUGUUCACACAUAUGAUUGUACAAUAAAUUGUGGUUAAACUGAUUCUUUAUAAUAUAGUUAAUAAAUGUUGUUAUCUCCCU
This is a messenger RNA of Coffea arabica (coffee), 1587 nucleotides long. NCBI's taxonomy places the organism in Eukaryota, Viridiplantae, Streptophyta, Magnoliopsida, Gentianales, Rubiaceae. The record is from RefSeq and is a predicted model, not a curated record.